Hypomesus transpacificus is the source of this 3882-nucleotide messenger RNA. Its product is annotated as protein Wnt-2b-A. Gene Ontology annotation, biological process: neuron differentiation; multicellular organism development; cell fate commitment. The record is from RefSeq and is a predicted model, not a curated record. The coding region runs from base 1513 to 2691 and encodes 392 amino acids. The transcript has 6 exons. NCBI's taxonomy places the organism in Eukaryota, Metazoa, Chordata, Actinopteri, Osmeriformes, Osmeridae. Gene Ontology annotation, molecular function: frizzled binding; cytokine activity. Gene Ontology annotation, cellular component: extracellular region.
AGAGAGAGAGACCCUGUCUCACUGGGAAGCAUAACUCAGUGGUGUUUGUGCUGUUGUAAUUCCUUUUGAUUUACCAGAAAAUCGUGCACUAAGCUGCAACGCACACAUUCACCCGAGCUUAGCUCCUGCACCUCAACUCAUGGCCUCUCACACACUUAUCCCACCACGCACGUGUGUGUGCCUCACGCGCGUGUGUGUGCAUGUGUGUGCUUGUGAGUGCAGAGCUGACGGUAUAACGUAUGUGUGUGCAUAGUUCUGAACUGUGCGCGCAACAAUAAACUGUAGACCCGCUUUGAGCUGAAAUGAAAAUGUCUCAGAAAGCGGCUUAUCUUAACUAAUGCACUAGCAUAAAUGCUAUAAUUGUUUUCUUCAGCUUUUGAUGAAACUACUGUUUGCGACAGCUAAUUCUAAUAGUUUCAAUUCCGACAGGGAUUUUCUGAUUUGUUUACUUGUUUAUUUGUAGGCCUAUUAUUGGGUCAGCUGAAUCAAGUGUGGUAUUGGUAAUCCAAUAUCAUGUCGUGGUUGAUGGCAUAAGUUUCAAAUUCCAAAAACAACACGGUAGCCUAUGGACCAGACAGUGGGAAAGUGGAUGCGACACAUGUUAGCAUCAGAUUCCACAGGUUUUGGACUCUCGAACUGGUCUGUGGACGCUCCAAGAUCUAAGACACUGCAAGACAGCUGUGAAGAUGAAGUGAGCACCACGCGGAGAGAGACCCUCUCGAGACCACCAUGCACCGCUGGAUGCAAGACCUUUUACACUGCCAAUUGUAGCCUGCACCUCUCUCUGUUCCACCAUCUAUCCCUUCAUCCGUAUCCCUUCUUCCUUCCCACUCAAACUCUGUAACCCCUCCAUGUCUGCCCAAUGAGAACGAGGAGCUGUCAGAAACGCUCCCCUAGCCCCCGGCCUCUCAUCUCCCUCCCCCGUCGCCCACCCUCUCUCUUCCUCUCUCGCUUACACACCCUCCCACUCUCUCACACACACGUUCAGCUCCCGCAGCUCAGAGCCGGUGAGUUUAUCUUCCACACGUUGAUAACGGAGAGACGCUGCAAGCCUCGGACCCAACGGAACACUGACUAGACCGAAAAGGCUGGCUGAUUCUAGUGCUGAUUCUUAUUGUGGCUCCAGUUAAUAAUUUAGCACAACUUUAACUCUGGUUUUUGACUUAAUAAACACAGGCUUCUUUGGUGAAAAGAUCUUUGAAUGUACCAAGGAGCUUUUCUUAAGAGAGUCUGAGGAAACAUUUUUUCAAGGAAUCGCGUCGGGGUUCAUACCCUUGUUAUUUGUGGACCGCCUGGUGGAGCGCGUGGACAUGGUGCACAGAAACUGCCUUUCAAACUCAUGACAGCCGUUAGUCUACACCGGCCGCGCCACAGGGAAUCAAACAUCACAGGACAACGAGGCCUAUGGCUGGUAUUGCAGCUGACCGCUUCUGAUUAAAUUGGGGACAUUUUUAAGUGCCGGGGACCUCAUCUCAAGUCAGAACCAUCACCAAGAACAAGACGCACCAAGCCAUGUUUGGUUUAAGUAAGGCUCAAGGCUCGCCGGUGACCAGUAGAAUGGCUAGCUCGGCGGGGUUAAGGCACGGGCCACGAAGUGGGACAUCCUCAUGUGAGGGCCAUGGUGCCAGCUCGCGGAUAUACUGCGCCUGUCUUCUGCUUCUGCUCGUGCUCACGCCCAGGGUGGAUUCUUCAUGGUGGUACAUCGGUGCGCUGGGGGCCCGUGUGAUCUGUGACAACAUCCCGGGCCUGGUAAACAAGCAGCGUCAGCUGUGUCAGCGCCACCCAGACAUCAUGCAGUCCAUCGGGGAAGGGGCCAAGGAGUGGAUCCGCGAGUGCCAGCAUCAGUUCAGACACCACCGCUGGAACUGCAGCACCCUGGACCGGGACCACACCGUGUUCGGGAGGGUCAUGUUGCGCAGCAGCCGCGAGGCGGCGUUCGUCUACGCCAUCUCCUCCGCCGGCGUGGUGUACGCUCUGACGCGCGCCUGCAGCCAAGGGGAGCUCAAGACGUGCAACUGCGACCCGCACAAGCGCGGCCGGGCCAGGGACGAGAAGGGGGAGUUCGACUGGGGCGGCUGCAGCGACAACAUCAACUACGGGAUCAAGUUCGCCAAGGCCUUUGUGGACGCCAAGGAGAGGACCGUGCGGGACGCCCGGGCACUCACCAACCUGCACAACAACCGCUGUGGCAGGACGGCGGUGAAGCGCUUCAUGAAGCUGGAGUGUAAGUGUCAUGGAGUGAGUGGUUCCUGUACGCUGCGUACCUGCUGGAUGGCCAUGUCUGACUUCCGCAAGACCGGCGACUACCUGAGGCGGAAGUACAACGGCGCCAUCGAGGUCACCAUGAACCAGGACGGGACAGGCUUUGCCGUGGCCAAUAAGGACUUCCGCAAAGCGACCAAGAACGACCUGGUGUACUUUGAGAACUCGCCUGACUAUUGCCUCAUGGACAAAGCAGCAGGUUCCUUGGGGACGGCCGGUCGCGUCUGCAACAAGUCGUCUCGCGGCACUGACGGCUGUGAGGUCAUGUGCUGUGGGCGGGGCUACGACACCACGCGAGUCAAGCGCAUCACCAAGUGUGAGUGCAAGUUCAAGUGGUGCUGCGCCGUGGAGUGUAAGGACUGCGAAGAGGCCGUGGACAUACACACCUGCAAGGCCCCCAAGCGAGCCGAUUGGCAGGACCAGACCUGAGGGCACACCCCCUCAUAAACAACCGCCCCCCUCUCCCCCUUGGCAGGACAACCUGCAGGACAUGGCAUUCUGGGAAAAUGUGUCAAGACCCGCCCCUUUUCUCCAGUUCCCCGUUGCAUGGCUUCUAUUCCUGUCUCUGUGAAAAGCACUAGAAUUGAACUACAAAUCCCAGCUUCUCCCCUCUCUGUAAAAGCCCUAUACCUAAACUACGAACAGUCUGGGAGGUUUGGGAGGUUUGAGGUGAACUGAAACUGAAGCGCUGAAGGACAUUUCAUUGCAUUUUUGUCUUUAUAACUUGGGGGGUAGGGCGAGUUAAAGGUUUGCUGAUUUCGUAAUGCUUUAACAACACACUUUGACAUUAACUGAGCCUUUGAGCUUAUUCAGUAGUAUAUCGACAAUAUCAUAUAAUCACAACAUUUACAUAUUUUUGUGGGAAAGACAUUAUUUUGUGUACCGGAACUGCUUAGUCAGACAGUGAGAGGUGACUGAACAAGUCUCUGACCGUAGAAGAAAUGGAUUUGAUCACUGAGCCACAGAGAAUUUGGCUCUCUGCGCUCUGAGAGCAUGGAUGGAUGGACGGAUGGAUGGAUGGACGGAUGGAUGGAUCGGCGUAUGGACGGAAAGACACAUCCUCUGAACUUUGAAGGAGGGCGGUGUGAUUUAUUUAAAUUAUAAAGUGAUGUUAUGUUUCUCAUCUCAGGGUGAGACUGCACUACGUAUGUUGGGAGGGGAGGGGAGCCACUUGCGUCGAUGAGGAGAUCUGGGUGUGAAAGACAGCGAACGCCGUUGAGGAGUUGAUUGCUAGCUGUCCACUAAGACGUCAAUUCUGCAUAGCAAGAGAUGUAUUUCUCUGUUCUCAAACUCGCUUGUAUAACUUUUGUAUAUUGCUUUGUUAUUAUAAUUAUUAUAAAGAUGUUCAGACAUCAUACAGAUGUUCAUAUAAAAUAUAUUGUGUAUUGGUAUGAAACUGGAAUCCUUCAUUUGUAAUUUCACGAUACUGGCAUUCACAACACACGUGUAAACAAUGCACUGCCCAUCCAAGACACAGAGAAUAUUAAGGAGUAAAUAAACAUCUGCUUCAUUAUUACAGAUAAUGUUCCCAAUGGUGGUUUUACAAGUACAGAUAGAGAUAGAGGGAAGAACGAGACAGUAAAAGUGUUAGAAGAAGAGGAAAAGAGAGAGAGACAGCAA